Solanum dulcamara is the source of this 1099-nucleotide messenger RNA. RefSeq lists its product as uncharacterized. Gene Ontology annotation, cellular component: membrane. The transcript has 6 exons. Gene Ontology annotation, biological process: protein retention in ER lumen. Gene Ontology annotation, molecular function: ER lumen protein retrieval receptor activity. The record is from RefSeq and is a predicted model, not a curated record. NCBI's taxonomy places the organism in Eukaryota, Viridiplantae, Streptophyta, Magnoliopsida, Solanales, Solanaceae. The coding region runs from base 101 to 925 and encodes 274 amino acids.
UUUCAAAGCCUUAAAAAGCUUCUCAAAGAAAACGUUACAGCUUUUUCUUUCAUAAAAUCCUCAGAAGUAAAAAAAGAAAAAAAACUCCGGCGGUCGGAAAAUGGGUCAAAAAGGGUAUCAAUCGCCGGCGAAGAAAUUGUUGUCAUGGAUUCGAAAAAAAUCGAAAAAAGUGAAAAUCUUUUUGGGUAUAAUCACAGCAAUCAGUCUAUUGGUGACUCUUAAGUUAGUUGUUCAUGAUCACAACUACUUCUUUGUUAUAGCUGAAGCUAUUCAUUUGAUUGGACUUUUGGUUUUGAUUUACAAAUUGACAACCCUCAAGACUUGCUCUGGUCUUUCAUUGAAGACUCAAGUGCUUACAGCUAUAUUUUUGGCUGUAAGAUUAUACUGUAGUUUUAUUAUGGAAGCAGAUAUCCACACUGUGCUUGAUCUUAUCACCCUUGUGGCAACAUUAUGGGUCAUAUAUAUGAUGAAAUUCAAGCUGAAGGCAUCCUACAUGGCAGAUCUGGAUAACAUGCCCUUAUACUAUACGAUAAUUCCUGCCGCAAUUUUAGCCUUCCUUGUCCAUCCUACUACAAGUCAUAUUCUGAUAAAUCGGAUGCUUUGGGCUUUUUGUGUAUAUCUGGAAUCCGUCUCAGUGCUGCCUCAGCUUCGCUUGAUGCAGAAUGUUCAGAUAAUUGAACCAUUUUCAGCUCAUUAUGUUUUCGCACUGGGCGUUGCAAGAUUCUUGGGUUGUGCUCAUUGGAUUAUUCAGGUUUAUGACACUGCUGGAGCAUACAUUUACUUGGCUGGACGCGGUUACUUCUGGAUACCUAUGGUCUUUUUGGCAGAAAUUGUUCAAACUUUCAUCUUGGCUGAUUUCUGCUUUUAUUACGUAAAAAGUGUCAUGAGUGGCCAGUUGAUCGUUCGCCUGCCAACACCGGUGUAAUACACUAUGAGACUGUAACAAUCUUUGAUAGUUCUUAAGUUAUUGUGUAAAAUUGCUCCAUCCUUUUUCUUUGACAAAGAAGCAAAAAAAUUUGUUUUGGAAAUUGGAUACAGAGACUGGAACAAUCUUUGCUGCUACUUUUUUCCAUUUUGAAGAUUUUGCAGAACUUUGCCA